Molecule: messenger RNA, 3864 nt
Organism: Saccharomycodes ludwigii
Lineage: Eukaryota; Fungi; Ascomycota; Saccharomycetes; Saccharomycodales; Saccharomycodaceae
Gene: TDA9
Product: Tda9p
Exons: 1
Coding region: 1-3864 (1287 amino acids)
Biological process (GO): regulation of transcription by RNA polymerase II
Cellular component (GO): chromatin
Molecular function (GO): DNA-binding transcription factor activity, RNA polymerase II-specific; RNA polymerase II cis-regulatory region sequence-specific DNA binding
Source: RefSeq, a predicted model, not a curated record
AUGUUAUCUAGUACUACUGCCACUCCUGAUAGUAAUAAUAAUAAUAAUAAUAAUAAUAAUAAUAAUAACAAUAACAGUAAUCACAAUAACAUCACUGCUUCUCCUACUCCUACCAAUUAUACUUUACCAAAAUUAGAUAUUGCACAACCAAUUAUGAUGAAACCAAAUGAACAGCAAACUAUUACUUCUCUUAGUACUGAUAAUAAUAUAACAAACCAAGAAACUGAUAAGGAAAAUAAAAGUAAUUUAUUAAUACCAAAAAAAUCUAGGGCUAUUAGAACUACUAAACCUAGACCAUACCUGUGCUCUAUAUGCACUAGGGGUUUUGUUAGAAAAGAACACUUAAAAAGACAUUCUUUAGCUCAUACUAAUGAAAAACCAUUCAAGUGUUUAUUCUGUGGUAGGUGUUUUGCCCGAAAGGAUUUAGUAUUAAGACAUCAAAGAGUUAUACAUUCCAGUUUAAUGUCCACCACGGAUGAUCAGGAGAAUAAUUCUGAUAUCUCCACUAAUCUUACAUCCAAUGCUGUAAAGAAUUCUAGCUCAAUAAAUGAUGCCAAUAUUGUGAAGAUCGAAGGAAACACACAAAAUAUUUUACCAGCUAAUAAUAAUAUUCAGACGGACAAAGAGCUUAUAAAAGAGCAAACACAUGUUACUGUUCCUCUUCAGAUAAAGAAAAGACCAAGACAUGCUUCAUUUAGCGCUAGCAGUGAGGUCACUUACACCCAUAGUAAAGAAGCUGAUAUAAUUCAACAGAAAAUAGCUAAACAAAACAAUUCAACUAACGAAGUACCUCACCAAGUCGGGUUUUCCACUCCACAAAUCUCAUUUCAAGAACUAAUAGAUGCCAUACCGGAAUUGCAAUUGAAUAAUUGUGCUACUGCUAACAUUACGGAUAUGAAUACAAUAGCCCCUAAUAAUACUACAGCGGCCAGCACCAACAACCAUCCCACCACAGAUUUACCCGAGGGAUUUAUUUCUUUAUUAAACUUAACCGAGUAUUACAAUGCUAAUGGGUCUAUUAAUAGUGCUGCUAAUAAUAAUAAUAUCACCACCACCACAAACACUACGGAUAUUAGUAACAAUGCAACUGCUAAUAACACAAGUGAAGUUCCUUAUAAGUUAAACACCCCAUUUUUACUGAAUUCCCCCAGUUUAAGCAAUUUAUUAUUGAUGAACGGUGGUACCAAUGGAUUCACACCAAACCAAAAUGCUUAUCUCAUUGGAAAUAAUAACAGUAUUUAUAACAUCAAUAAUACUACUAAGGAUGAUACAAAUGGCAAUAAAAACAUGAAUUUAAGUACGAGUGAAGAUGAAUUAGAUUAUUUCAACUAUAAAUCUAACAACAACACUAAUAAUGGCGAUACCAAUACCUCAAAUGCUUUAUAUCACAUUCCUCCCAAUACUACUAAUAAUAACACAGCUACCACUAACCAACAUUGGUUGGCUGACUUUAUUUAUUCUAAUUUUGAAGACGAUUUAGAAUUGGAUUUAUCUCAUUUCAAUGAUAUCGGGUUUGAUGAAUUAUAUAACGAGGCUAAUAACAAUUCCAUCAGCAUUAAUAGCAAUGCUAUCCCUAGGAACAACUUGUCUGGUUCCAAUAUGAUAAAUUUACGCAAUAAUUCUAGCGCACCCACAACAACCUCAACAAUACCCACCACUACACCCAGCUCACCAAUUAACAGUAUACCCACAAAAAAUAAUGGUAAUUCUAAACAAGUUCCAAAUUUUUUCAGAUCCAGACAAAUGGAUUUGUUCAAAAAACAGUUGAUGCUCUUUAAUUCGCAACCAGAAAAACACACUACUGCCAAUAAUUUCAAAAAUACUAGCAACACCAUUUUUGGUAUUACUUCGGAUGAUUUACCCAUCAACACUCUUCAAUUUUCCUCUGCUCGCUUGCACUUAUUUACUCACGAAUUAAGACAGGAAAUAUUACAAGCACACCACUUAACAGACAGCCAAUUUCCCACUGUUGAAGAAUUAAAUCAAUAUGUUAAUUUCUAUAACACAGAAUUUCACCCGUACUUUGAUUUUAUCCAUUUGUAUUCUAUUCAGCCUAGUUUGGAAAACCAUUCAUUGCUAACGAGUAUUGCAUGCAUCGGCUCCUUAUAUAAUUUCCAUUUAUUCCAUGGGAUGCAGUUAUUUAGUAUUAGUAGACAUCACAUUAGACAAUUGUUGGAAAAAAUAAGCGAAAACGAAAAGGAAUUUAUUCCACUAUGGAUUAUUCAAUCAAUGGUCAUGUUGACCUUUGUGGAAACUUUCCACAAUGACAUUAAUAUUACCUCAAACGUGGAGACCCAUUUGAAAACUUUAAUUAAAAUUGUACACAAGAAACAACUAAAUGUUCCCUUGGAAAAACUGAUUAAUCCUCCAAUUAAGUUUGGCAAUACUACUAAUAUUAAUAAAAAGGAUAUUGACGAAAUUUUUCAAUAUUUUAUUAAGGCGCAGUCCAGAAUAAGAACAUGUCACACUAUAUUGUGUAUAUCUAAUUUGUUUACAUCAUUGGUUGGGUUAGAAGAUUGUUGCUUGCAUAGCAUUGAUUUGAAAAAGAGUGGUGUUCCCUGCUAUCAACAAGACCUGUAUCAUGUUUCCAACAGCAAAGAAUGGUAUUUUUUAUUGACUGCUAAGUACAAGAUAAAUUUGGAUUCCAAAUUUUCAUUAGUAGAGUUAUCUAACGGUGGGGACGUUUAUGCACACUGUUUAAUAGAUUUAACCACCACAGCUGGUGAUGGCAGCACCAAUGUGUCUAACGCCAAUAAUAAAGAGGAAGAUUUACUACAUAUAAGCGCACCGAAUUCUGCGGUUAAUACUAAUACAAAUACUAUUAGUUUCAACGGCAUCAACCAUUAUUUGCCGUUGCACCAUUUUGCAUCAUUUAAAAAUAUUUCAUAUUUUACGCUACUUUCCAUGUUGAUAUCUAUUCAUGAAAAGAUCGGGAUUGAAAGAAGUAAGAAAUACGAUGAUUUUCAGUGGUUGUUUAAUUCUGUUCCCAUAAUAAAUCAAUUAUUACAUAGCUGGGAGACUUUGUACACCAGGAAUGGGGGCAUACUGGUGGAAGAGGGUAAUAAUAACCAUAAUGGUGGGUAUAAAAAUAUUUCUUUGAUCAACAAUAGUCCCAAGAUGAAGUUGAUUUUACCCUUAUUGAAUUUUGCCAAAAUUAGGAAGUGUUUAAAUUUGGUACCUAUAAUGAACGCAAUUUGGUUGAAGGAUUGGGAAACUUUAAAUAGAGUAAUGGAUGAGUUUAUUGUGGUAGAAAGCAAUGUUGUCCCCAUUAUAAACAGCAAUAGUAAUGCUUUACUAAAUAUUAAAUUUAAUUUGCUAAGAGAUGCAGCUCAGUAUUCCAUAUCCACCAUCAAAUUAUGGAUUGAUAUAGUUUCCAUUAUGCAAAACGCCAGAAAAACAUCGAUGAAUACCCCGAUAUUUGCAAUUACGUGUAUUUUUACGUCGAUAAUUGUGCUAUCAGUAUAUUUACAAAAAAUCGAAAGUGUUAUUGUGAGCAGCCAACUUUUCCCACAAGCGGAUCGCCAGCUGUGGUUACAAAGUGAGAUUGUAUUGAAGAAAUUGGAACAGCAUUUAUUGCCAAAGGGUUAUAAUAUGGAAUCAUAUGCCGAGUUUCUGAGAUUGCAAGCCAAUGGGGCACUAGAUGUGGAACCGUUGGAUGAUGAAUUGGCCAUUAAAGCGACUAUGAAUACCAAUACACCUAUUGAGGAAACAUUCAAGGUCAUUAAAAAAGCUAGGCUAAGUUCGAGAACAUUAUAUUUGGGUGUUAGAAUAUUAGCUGAUGCUCCAAUUUGGCCUAUUGCCUUGUUAUUUGCACAGGCGUUACAGGCUAGGUCUAUACAUAUAAAUAAAAAUAGGGAAAAGUGA